Molecule: messenger RNA, 2639 nt
Organism: Astyanax mexicanus (Mexican tetra)
Lineage: Eukaryota; Metazoa; Chordata; Actinopteri; Characiformes; Acestrorhamphidae
Product: NLR family CARD domain-containing protein 3-like
Exons: 5
Coding region: 159-2639 (826 amino acids)
Source: RefSeq, a predicted model, not a curated record
CAGAGAGAGAGAGAGAAAGGGAAAGUAAGUUGAUCCUCCUUUACAGAAAAAUAAAGAAAGAGUGACGCAGUUUAGGAGAAUCCGAACUAAAUUCCACCAGCACGAUUCUACAGCGGUUUAUUUUCACUGGGGAUCUGCAUGUUCACUGAAGCACCUCCAUGAUGGAGCCUCAUAAUUCCACUGAUGGAGGAGAAUCCUCUGAUCCAAAGGUGAAGAGAGCAGAGUCCAGCGGUGUCUCUAUGAAGACUGACUGGACCAUUCAGGAGCCUCUAAACUUCAGCAGUGGAGGAGGAAGCUCUGAAUCACGACUGCAGAAAUCCAGAGGAGAACCACCAGAACCCAGUUAUGUAUCUAUAAAGAGCCACAACUCUAUGUUUAGGCCUCCUGACUUCAGGAAUGAAGCAGAACCUCCAGAACCCAGCUGUGUGUCUAUGAAGAGUGACAACUCGAGGAGAAAGCCUCCUAACUUCAGUAAUGCUGUAACAUUGAAAAGGGGAAAGAGUAAUCUACUGCAGGAUCAGUCCAGGUGUGGAUUGUGUGAGCAGCUUCUUACAGAUCCAGUCUCUAUCACCUGUGGGCACAGUUUCUGCAGACUGUGCAUCAACAGAUACUGGGAUGAAACUGAUCUGACUGGAGAUUUCAGCUGUCCCUCCUGCGGAAAGAGAUCUAAAACAUGUCCUGCUCUACAUUCACACACAGAAGAGUCUAUAAAGCAAGAUUCCAACCAACUAGAGGAUGAUGUUCUUCACAGUGUCAUACAGAAACACAAAACCCGUAUGAAGAACAGGUACGAGAGCUUAUUUGAGGGAAUCAAAACACAAGAGAACAGAACCCUCCUGAACAGGAUUUACACACAGCUCUACAUCAUAGAGGGAGAGAGUGAAGGGGUUAAUGAAGAACAUGAGGUUAUAAAGAUCGAGAAGACUUCAAACAAAUACUUACAGGAAACUCCAAUCAACUGCUUAGACAUAUUUAGACCUGUAGAAGAUCCUGAAGAAGAAAUGGAAAUAGUGAACAAUACAGCUGUGAUGGAUAAUGGCGUCAGACGAAACAAAAAGCAAGAAGAUAAAGGACCAAAAGAGCUUAGAACUGUUCUGACUAAAGGCAUCGCUGGCAUUGGAAAAACAGUCUCCGUACAGAAGUUCAUUCUGGACUGGGCAGAGGGAACAGCCAAUCAGGAGGUAGAUUUCAUGUUUGUGCUUCCAUUCCGAGAGCUGAACCUGAUUAAAGAUGAGCAGUACAGUCUUAACACACUUCUCUGCACUUUUCAUCCUGAGCUCAGAGACCUGGACUCUAGGAUUUGUGAUGAGAACAAAGUUGUGUUCAUCUUUGAUGGUCUGGAUGAAAGCAGAAUUCCACUGAAUUUUUCACAGUGUGAGAAAGUGUCUGACAUCACAGCUACAUCAUCAGUGGGUGUGUUAAUGACAAACCUUCUCAAAGGAGAGUUACUGCCCUCUGCUCACAUCUGGAUAACCUCCCGACCAGCAGCAGCCAAUCAGAUUCCUCCUCAGUUUAUCAACCGUGUGACAGAAAUUCAGGGGUUUAAUGACCCACAGAAGGAGGAGUACUUCAGGAAGAGAAUCAGUGACCAAGACCAAGCCCUGAAAAUCAUCUCCCACAUUAAGACAGCGAGGAGUCUCCACAUCAUGUGCCACAUUCCCGUCUUCUGCUGGAUCUCAGCCACUGUGCUUCAGAGAAUCAUGAAACAGAGUAAUACAGAAAUCCCUAAAACCCUGACUGAGAUGUACUCCCACUUUCUGAUCACUCAGACCAACAUGAAGAAUGAGAAGUAUGAGGAGAACUUCAACUUGGAUCCAGUGGAACUGCUGAAAUCUAACAGAACCAUGCUUCUGAAACUGGCAGAACUGGCUUUCAAUCAGUUGAUGAAGGGGAAUGUGAUGUUCUAUGAAGAUGACCUGAGAGAGUGCGGUAUUGAUCUCACUGAGGCCUCAGUGUAUUCUGGGAUCUGCACUGAGAUCUUUAGGGAGGAAUGUGUGCUUUAUCAAAGGAAGGUCUACAGCUUUGUACAUCUGAGCUUUCAGGAGUUCCUGGCUGCUUUCUAUGUGUUUCACUGCCACCUGAGCGAGAACAUGAAGGAACUGAGGGAUUUUAUACCACAGUACGGAGAAUGGCCUGAAAAUUUUAUACUGUACAGUUAUUGGAAUGUCCCACUGCAUGAGCUCCUGAGGGGAGCAGUGAGCAAAGCCUCAGAGAGUCAGAAUGGACAUCUGGACCUUUUCCUCCGUUUCCUGCUGGGCAUCUCUCUGGAUUCCAGUCAGAAGAUCCUACAGGGCCUCCUUAUUUACACAGAGAGCACCUCACAGAGCAUCAAGGAAACAGUGACACACAUCAAAUACCUAAUCUCAACACAAGAUCUUAAUAAUGACAGAUCUGUAAACCUGUUCCUCUGUCUGACUGAAAUUAAUGACCAGGAUUUACCCAGAGAGAUUCAGAAGUACAUAGAUUCAGACGAAAGCUCAAAAAAGGAUCUGUCUGCUCUAGAGUGUUUAGCUCUGUCCUACAUGCUGCAGACCUCAGAGGAGGUGCUGGAAGAGCUGGAUCUGAAGAAAUACAGCACAUCAAGAAUUGCUUAUAUGAAACUUCUUCCAGCUGUGAACAACUGCAGAAAGGCUCUGUGA